AUGCUCUACUCCAGGCAGCCUAUGAAUAUGGUCUACAAGACCGACUGUAUCUGCUCUCGGACUUCCUCCACCACCGAAGUUCUUCUGAGCUGUAACGGCGUUCCUUACUGCUCCAAGGGAAUCAACUGCAAUCGUCGUCCAAAGUCUCGGCUCGCCGUCUAUACCGACCUCGACGGGGCUCCUAUAGUGGUUCCGAGGCCUGUCGCCAACGUAUCGCACAUGUUCGUUGUACCGUCAAACUCCUUCUCUGACGACAAGUCUCUCGCUUCCGUCUCUGGGGUGUCUACUACCGAGGACUUCGACUCGCUCUCCAACUCGCUUCUCGCUCAGUUGCGCGGACUAUCGGCAAAGGCACCUUCCAGCUCGGCUUUGGAGACCCUUUCUACUCCGGAAGAGGUCGUCCGCACCCCUGAACCCCUCUCCACCAUCUCCGAGGAGGACGAGGAGGAAGAAACACGUACCGCCUCCAUACCCAAGCAGAUCCCCUUCGUGCGCGCCUCAUGGUUUGUGACUCAGGAUGGCGAGCAACCUAUCCACCCGAUCGAGGAAGGCAUCAUCGUAUGCCCUAUCCAGUCGAAGUCGAAGCGUCGAGGAGCUGUUCGGCGUGCCCUCGGCCCGAAGAUCUAUCCCAUGCGCGAGCUGCUCGGCAAGCAGGACGCCCGCCCGAGUCCUUGGAGCCCCUCUUCAGCACUCGCGCUGCGCCAGGGCCUGGUCAGCCCAUCUCAUCGGCGCUCGUACGGCACUUCGCGGUUCUCCUCUAGCAACCGCCCGCCUUACGCCUCCCGCCUCUGGUCGGUCUCGACGCUCUUCGGGCAGGAAGACGCUUCGACCGUGGACGCCGUUCCACCGCGGCCUCCCAAUCCUCCAGACGCUCGCCUCUCUCUCCGACCUCGUCCCUCGGAGACACGCGACCGCACCCGCCUGACCCACGGCUGCGACCCCACGGGCCCCGAUACCCCAAUACCCCGGCUCCUGCCCUCAACGCUCGCUUUGAGGCGCUUGGAGUCGAGGGCCCGUUAUACCCGCCUUGAUAGGCACCUCUCGGCCUGGACAUGAUACCUUCCGCACGCGCGUACUCUCGCGAUGCAUACACACUCCUUUGAUGUAACGGGGCGAGUGGCGGCGGGAUACAGAGUGCACCUGUAUCCUGUCUUCACUUGCUCCCUCGAGCCCCCUUUGGCCAACCUCCUCCGAGUCCC
This is a messenger RNA of Punctularia strigosozonata HHB-11173 SS5, 1199 nucleotides long. RefSeq lists its product as uncharacterized. The record is from RefSeq and is a predicted model, not a curated record. Bases 1 to 1056 code for a protein of 351 amino acids. NCBI's taxonomy places the organism in Eukaryota, Fungi, Basidiomycota, Agaricomycetes, Corticiales, Punctulariaceae. The transcript is spliced from 2 exons.